Morchella sextelata is the source of this 423-nucleotide messenger RNA. RefSeq lists its product as uncharacterized. Bases 1 to 423 code for a protein of 140 amino acids. The record is from RefSeq and is a predicted model, not a curated record. The transcript has a single exon. NCBI's taxonomy places the organism in Eukaryota, Fungi, Ascomycota, Pezizomycetes, Pezizales, Morchellaceae.
AUGUGCCAAAUGCUGUUCAUCUAUCACACCACCUGCGGGCACCGCGGCUUCACCAGAACCCCGCUCACGCCCACCUGCGGCUACAGCUGCACCCUGCUUCUAAAGCACCUCGACGUCCCGCAUCACUGUACCGAGUGCAGCAACAUCCCCGCCGCGCCGGGGGUCGCCGGGAUGAUUCCGUAUAUGCGGGCCCCCGAGCCCCGGCCCCAGCGGCGUAUGCAGGUGGUGGAGAAGAAGGAGGAGGGGAAGGAGGGGGGGAAGGAGGAGGAGAAGGAGAAGGAGAAGGAGAAGGAGAAGGAGGGAGGGGGACCGAGUGAGGGUUAUGGGGUGGACUGGCAGGGACGGUUUGCGGCGGUGCUUAGAGGGGUUGUGGGGGAGGUUGGGGCGUUGGUUGUGGUGGAGAUGAUGAAUGGGAGGGAGUGA